Messenger RNA from Tricharina praecox, 847 nucleotides. RefSeq lists its product as uncharacterized. The coding region runs from base 1 to 642 and encodes 213 amino acids. The transcript is spliced from 2 exons. The record is from RefSeq and is a predicted model, not a curated record. NCBI's taxonomy places the organism in Eukaryota, Fungi, Ascomycota, Pezizomycetes, Pezizales, Pyronemataceae.
AUGUCGCCGCGAGUGAUGCCACGUGCCGACCCCCUAGCCGCCGAGCAGGGUCCGGCCGCAAACGAUGGGUUAGGUAUUUCCGACAACGCCGGCGGCGCUCAAAACCUGACCGCCUCUGCCGUCGCCGCCGCAGGCUCGGCGGUCAUCACCGGCGGGUUCCAGGAAUCGCUACUGGGCCUGCACACCACCAACGCCAUCCUCAUGGUCGUGUUGAUCGCCGUGCUGGUGCCGCUGGCGGUCACGGCGGUGUGGUUCAUGUGUCGCCGGCGGCAGAAGAAGAAGGUAGCGGCGGCGGUGGCGGGGGAGAACGGGGAUAGGAAGAUGCGGCCGCUUACGCUGGUCGCGAGACACAUCUCCGACGGCGGGAAGAAAGUCGAGAGGGACGUGGAGAGGGAGGGGGAGAGGGAGGGGGAGAUGGAGGGGGAGAUGGAAGGGGACAGGGAGAGGGAGGGGGAGAAGGGCUUGGUGAUGGUUGAGGUCUCGCUUGCAGAGGAGGAGGAAGAGGACGCGGUCGCGAAGGCAAAGAGGGAGGCGCAGGCUCAGGUACAGGCGGAGGCACAGGCGGAGGCUCAGGAACAGGCACUGGAUCAGGCAUUGGCACAGGCACAGGCGAAGCGGGGAUGGUGGAGGUGGAAGACGUAGACGUUCUAGACGUAGACGUAGACGCAUAGUAGGGUGUUGGCGUUGGUUUACAUGCAUACAAGAAAUUUGCACGAUGGCCGAGGAAAAUGGGCAGGUAUUCAUUCAAUUCGUUCAUGCAUUCAGCGGAGACGGCAAGAUUAUUUCCUUUUGCGUUUCUUUCUCUUUCUUUCUUUCUCUUCUUCUUCUUCUUCUUUUUUUCUUUUCU